Messenger RNA from Penicillium verhagenii, 474 nucleotides. RefSeq lists its product as uncharacterized. The coding region runs from base 1 to 474 and encodes 157 amino acids. Lineage: Eukaryota; Fungi; Ascomycota; Eurotiomycetes; Eurotiales; Aspergillaceae. The record is from RefSeq and is a predicted model, not a curated record. The transcript is spliced from 2 exons.
AUGGCGUCUAACGAUAAAUGCCCCGACUUGGAGCCAGGCAUCACCGUGCUCUGUGUUUUCACGGGAAUCAAUUUGGGACUCUUCUUAUUCCAAACCUACAUCUAUGUGUUUUGGGCCUACCGGUUCUUCAAGAUGCAAGAAAACAUUUCAAAUGAAGAAGAGCUUAGUGACCGCUCUCACAAAGCCCCCAUGGAGCCGGUUCAAGCUAUUGUCCUUGAAAACGAAUCGUUAAGGAAUUUCUGCGCGGCUCUUGAAUUGGCCCCCGUGGGGACGCAUAGGGCAAAAGCUCCAAUGGAAGUCCUCACGAUCCAGACAACCCUUUGUGACCGUGGUGGGAGGCGAUGGGAAGCGUUGAUGAUUGUACCGCCGCUUAAUGAGAUUAUUGGUGUUCAUCUGCGAAGAGAUGGGACGGUUGAUCUUUGGCCAAACCGCGUGCACGGGAAUCACGUGGCUACUCUUACAAUCCCAGAGUGA